AUGUCCGUAGUCGACUCACUUGGGAAUCGAAGACAUCAGCAUCAGCCUUCACCAAUCAAACUCGUCAAGGAAAGGGUUCUGCGUAUUGAAAACGAACUCGAAAGCUAUUUUCGGCGGUGGAAAUUGACUCGACUUGCCACUUUCUUUUGGUUGAAGGUGACACUCGAAGGAGAUCCUGUUUGCUCUUUCAAUAGUAGCCAUAAGCUGCCAUACGAGAGGCUGGUGUUCGCUUCUCGAACAGAGUAUUCAACUCGUUACUCGGCUAUCUCUGCCGCAGAUGGGAAGGUUCUUGUAAGUGUACCGAUGGCGGUGCCGUCUCGGAAACCGCCGAUACUGCCGAUUCUAAAGCAAUACGGAGUCGUCCCGGAACGGUCAGCCUUGGUGUUCCUUCUACAAGUGUUUGGAGCUCUUCGCACGCUCUCUUCUACCGAAUACGGUGUCAGUAGGUCACGAGGUGCUCCUGUUGCAGUCCAGCCUCUGUUUUACUUCUACAAACGAGGCGACUGA
This is a messenger RNA of Ostertagia ostertagi, 507 nucleotides long. The record is from the annotation of a GenBank genome assembly. Lineage: Eukaryota; Metazoa; Nematoda; Chromadorea; Rhabditida; Trichostrongylidae.